UCCUCUCCCGCGAGCUCCUCCCGGCGCAGAGACCAGGAUGUGAGCGAUGCUGCUGAAGCGGGCAGGAAACGGGCGCUGUUUUUAUGGUUAACACGGCGGAAUAUAACCCGAGAGACUCGUGGACGGUUCGCUCUGCCGCUCACGGCUGAGGAGUAAGAAAUAAAUCACGGUUUGUGUCGGGCCCCUGAGAGGAGCGCAGCGGGAUGAGCGGGGCCGCUCUGGGUAUCGAGAUCGUGGUGGUGUUUUUCCUGGCGCUGUUCCUGCUGCACCGGUAUGGAGACUUCAAGAAGCAGCAGCGCAUGGUGCUGUUCGGCACGCUGCUGGCCUGGUACCUGUGCUUCCUCAUCGUCUUCAUCUUACCUCUGGACGUCAGCACGACCAUCUACAACCAGUGUAAGGUAGACCACAAGGAGCACGCCGCUGUUCCCACCGUCACCCCGCUGCCGUCCAAUCACACAGCAGCAAACGCCUCAGUCGCGCCCACUAAAAGCAGCGCUCCGAAGCCCUGCUACAAGCCCUGGAGCUACAUCCCCGAUGGCAUCAUGCCGGUGUUCUGGAGGGUGGUGUACUGGACGUCCCAGUGUCUCACAUGGCUGCUGCUGCCCUUCAUGCAGUCGUACGCUCGCUCUGGAGGCUUCUCCAUCACUGGGAAAAUCAAGACGGCGCUGAUAGAGAAUGCUAUUUACUACGGGACCUACCUGCUCAUCUUCGGCUCUCUGCUCAUUUACGUGGCCGUUCAUCCUGAGUGGCACCUCUCCUG
Micropterus salmoides (largemouth bass) is the source of this 760-nucleotide messenger RNA. Its product is annotated as G-protein coupled receptor-associated protein LMBRD2B-like. Gene Ontology annotation, cellular component: membrane. NCBI's taxonomy places the organism in Eukaryota, Metazoa, Chordata, Actinopteri, Centrarchiformes, Centrarchidae. Gene Ontology annotation, biological process: adrenergic receptor signaling pathway. The record is from RefSeq and is a predicted model, not a curated record.